ACAGAGAAUGCCAUUCAGAAUGCUUCCCGAUGUGGCUGGGCACCAUUUGAUAAGAAGAACUAUAAACAGUUGCUGGGAGCUUUGGACUAUUCCUUCCUGUGUGCGUACGCCGUGGGCAUGUUCUUCAGUGGUAUGAUUGGGGAACGCUUACCUCUCCGCUAUUUCCUGUCUUGUGGCAUGGUGGCCAGUGGCUUCUUCACUGGACUGUUCGGACUGGGCUAUUUCUACAACAUCCACAACCUAACCUAUUAUAUUAUCAUCCAGGUGCUGAAUGGUUUGGUGCAGACCACUGGGUGGCCGAGUGUGGUG
Staurois parvus is the source of this 309-nucleotide messenger RNA. Lineage: Eukaryota; Metazoa; Chordata; Amphibia; Anura; Ranidae. The record is from the annotation of a GenBank genome assembly.